Messenger RNA from Porites evermanni, 591 nucleotides. The record is from the annotation of a GenBank genome assembly. NCBI's taxonomy places the organism in Eukaryota, Metazoa, Cnidaria, Anthozoa, Scleractinia, Poritidae.
AUGCCUGGCCCAAAUCAAAGACUGCCUAGGCCCCGUGCAUACUGCAACUUCCACCAAAACAGAAGUUCAGAAUGUACCAAAAUACCUGAUGUUGCCAGCAGAAGGGAGUUUCGUGGAUGUGGAAGUUGUAAUGGCAGACACCAUACGUCUAUUUGCGACAGAACCUUUACAACACUUCCACCCAAGGCUAAUGCUGAUAGUAAGCCUCCCUCAAACCGGUUCUAUGGAGCAAAUGAUUUACAAACGACCCUGCACUCUUCAGUGCUGGCUAAAGUAAAUGAUGUGCAGACACGGAUCAUGCUUUAUAGCGGAACAGGUAGCUAAAACAUCAGUGCAAACCUGUUAAACAAACUGAACAUUAAGCCGUGCCGAACUGAAGGCAAAGUGAUUGAGCAAAUGUAUGGGACAGUGGACAAACGUGUUGAGGUAUACAACGUCCACGUUGAAUCAAAUGUCAUUGAUAGUUUUGGAAUAGAGUUGCAAUGUGUCAAUGCUGAGAAGCCUGUUUUAACGUACCUGCCUAACGCGGAUUUGUUCUCAGGAGGUGCUUGGCCUGAAAGAUUUGGAGAAUGUACACGAUUCAUUCCAUGA